This is a messenger RNA of Anneissia japonica, 1395 nucleotides long. Its product is annotated as kinase suppressor of Ras 2-like. The coding region runs from base 145 to 1395 and encodes 416 amino acids. Gene Ontology annotation, molecular function: protein kinase activity. The record is from RefSeq and is a predicted model, not a curated record. Gene Ontology annotation, biological process: protein phosphorylation. The transcript is spliced from 8 exons. NCBI's taxonomy places the organism in Eukaryota, Metazoa, Echinodermata, Crinoidea, Comatulida, Comatulidae.
UGUUCGCGUGCUGGCCACGCGCCGGGUUAUUGUUCCAUUGUUUGCAGGGAGAUUAUCUGACUUGAUAGAUUGGUUUCUGUCUCAGUUUCUGGCUUGUCUCUGCAUGGAGUGUGUCUCUUUUUAGUCUGUCGGGUACCGAGAAUAAUGGUUGCUAGUAAAAGUACCGUUUCUUCUACGCUUCCUUCGGCCGCACCUAAAUUAAGGACUUUGGGCCUGGAAAUGUGGGCUCCGAUACUUUAUCAUCUCAAGCAUCGUUAUUCGAGGCAAAUUUUAACCAGAAAAUCAUGCGACUUCUGUGGCAAAUCGAUGUACAUCGUUGGUCUGCGAUGCAAGCAGUGCAACUUAAAGUGCCACCGAAAAUGUGCCAUGACAGCACCCCCACAGUGCCUACUCACGGUUGAUGGACACUCAUUCACAAACUUAAGAGGUAGAAGAACAACAUCUCACAACCACCAGCAGUUAGAUAAGCAUGAACAGCCGCAAACAUUUUGUACUUGUGUACAGAAGCCAAGACCAAUUCUACAUCGUCAACAUUCAGUAACCAUCCAAGACGCUGUAAUCUCACCCUCGGUCGUUACAUCUCCCUGUUCGUGUAUUACACCAUCUGGUGCCAGCACUUCAACACCAUUAUGUAGCGAGGCACCUGCGUUUAACUUUAACUUUAGCUCGAUGCCUUCCUCACCGAGUGGAACACAAUCGUCUCAGACGUCAUCCAGCUCAUGUGGAUACUACUCCCUAGGGUCAGAAUGCAACGUAUCUACGGUGGAUUCAUCUAAUGGUAUUACUUCUUGUACGUGUGGUUGUCAGAAAAUUUCAAACCCACUCUCUCAAUCUGACAGGAGGACAAGAUGGUGUGGCGGAAAGGCACGCACGAUCGAUGUCACAUCCCGCACAAAUGUAACCCAUGACGACAGUGAAGAAAUGAGAACCUCCCUCAUCUCAACGUGGCCUAGGGAUUUCUUUAGUCAUCCACACCAAUCUAAUGAGGAUGUGCCAAAUUCGAUAGAAGACGCACAGCGAAUAUGCGACUGGAUGAAAAUUCAAACUGCCACAAAUUCAAGCGAAAGGUCGGUGCGUGAAGCUGUAAGGGAGUGGUCGAUACCAUUCGAGAACCUCAAGUUCGGAAAAUGCAUUCGUCGUGGGACUUACUCUACAGAAUACAGGGGACAGUGGCAUGGUGAUGUCAUCAUCCAUACAAGAGAUGUCCAAGAGGAGGAAGACUUCUUGGAAGAGGUGUCCAUGUUGAGCAUGAUACGACACGAGAACAUCGCUCUCUUUAUGGGAGCGUGUAUUGAUGCACCCAACUUCUGCGUGGUCACUAGCUGUACAGAGCAGCUGAUCAUUGAGGCUGACACAGACUUGAAAAUAGGGCUUGCGCAAAAAUAUGUUCUAUAA